Oncorhynchus gorbuscha (pink salmon) is the source of this 1215-nucleotide messenger RNA. Its product is annotated as probable methyltransferase-like protein 25. NCBI's taxonomy places the organism in Eukaryota, Metazoa, Chordata, Actinopteri, Salmoniformes, Salmonidae. The coding region runs from base 48 to 1067 and encodes 339 amino acids. The transcript has 4 exons. The record is from RefSeq and is a predicted model, not a curated record.
CAUUCUUGGACCUGCUGUAAACAGGUCUUGGUUAGAGUUUUUAUUCAAUGGCAUCUUCCAUUCAUUCUCUGGAAGCGAUUCAGAAAAAAAUAGAUGCUGUUAAACUCUUCCUCUCUGUUUCACUGAGCAUCGCCAAUGCCCACACUGUGGAUUUCUACACUUGCGAUGUAUGGGACCAGUUCAUGGCUGUGCCACCCGUGGAGGUCUUGACAGAGAUCACUUUGAAUGGUGACCACAAGAGGGCGCCAGAACACUACUUAAAUCAUGGCAGUGGUACCACCAAGAAGAUCACCUUUGGUUUCUGUGAUGAUAGUAAGCGCCUGGUGGAUGUAGCUGAGCUCUUGGAGGCUGCCUAUGCCCACUCCCUGCCUGGCCUCGGGGUCUGUGUGGGCCGCACAGAGCUACUGCAAUCCCUCAGACACACUGACAACGCUCAACCCCUGGAGGAAGUUCCAGCUGCUGUGGUGGAGAGUGAUGAGUUUAUGAACUCCAAGAAGUCCCACGAGGUGCAGGCCAUGUCAGAGGUGGUGAACAGCCUAGCCCAGCGCUGCCGGGUCAAACAGGUGAUUGAUGUGGGCUCGGGGAAAGGUUACCUGUGCUCCUUCCUGUCGCUGCAGUACGGCCUCCAGGUGUACGGCAUCGACUCGUCCAGCGUCAACACGCACGGCGCCCAGGAGAGGAACAGGAAGCUCAAGAAGUACUCCCGGGCCUACCAGAGGCACAGCAAAGCCAAUAGAACUCCGACAGUGAUGCCCCCCUCAGGCCAGGAGGACUUGGAGGAUAUUGCACCCGGUGAGAGAGCGAGAGGGGAUAUGGUUAAGACGAGUGGGGAUGCAGAGAAGGGGAAGGGGAGAAGAGAUGGGGAGGCACAGACCAACACAACAGGGUUAACAGAUCGGAAUGAGGAAGAUGCAAUGACAUCACUUACCUCCGCCAUUUUGUUAGAGGACAAUUCCCUUCCAGAGUCGGACCAAAGUGACCCAGCCUCAGCUCCAGAGGAUCCUUUUCUCAGUGCCCUGUGUGUGGGCAUGGUGGAGCCCACCUCCCCCCGGGUUCCCCCCCAGUGAGUUGAGCCUGGAGGAGAGGGAGAGGAGGAAGAGGGAGAACCUGGAGAGGAAGGCCAGGAGCUGGGUUAACAGUGGUGGCAUGGGCAGCGGCAUGCUGUACUCACCUCUGACCUCCUACGUUACCGCGGAGACGGAGCUCAAGGAAAUU